Nelumbo nucifera (sacred lotus) is the source of this 3438-nucleotide messenger RNA. The record is from RefSeq and is a predicted model, not a curated record. Lineage: Eukaryota; Viridiplantae; Streptophyta; Magnoliopsida; Proteales; Nelumbonaceae.
GUACGUAUCAAAAUUAACUGACUGAAAACGCCCUUCCCUCUACUCCCUUCCCAAGUAAAAAUCUGUGUACGUAUCAAAAUAAAAAAGAAAAAAAAAGAAAAAAGUAAAAAUUUCUGUAGCUGCUUUCCGUGUCUCUGCAGACAUCUGUCCGGUAAUUGUCGCCGAUACUUUAUUUGUUCGUCGCCACCGCACGUUCACCUGAAGCUCAGGCCAGACGUCUUAGGGUUCGUAUGAUCCUUUGAAACGCAUGCAGGACGUCUGGUGCUUUGGUUAUGGUAAGAGGAGUAAAAAAGUGAAUUGACACCUGCAGAGAAGCAUUGUUUGAAGACCUGCAAUCUGAAAAUUAUGAAAAUCAAGUGGUAAUCUAAUGUUUGCAUUCAAUAUGCAUACCAAGUCACAGGUGCCUUUGGAAUGCGCAGCUCCACUUUCAUCUGAGAACCUGUUAAUUAAGGAUGGAGAUUCUGGCGUUGCUUUGAUCUCACAGAGUGUUGUUGUUCCUCAGCAGCCUGUGAAAAAACAAACACGGCAAUGGGCUGCCUGGACACGGCAGGAAGAGGAAAGCUUCUUCAAUGCCUUACGGCAAGUUGGCAAGAAUUUUGAGAAGAUUACUUGUCGUGUCCAAAGCAAAAACAAGGAUCAGGUCAGACAUUAUUAUUAUCGUCUUGUAAGACGGAUGAACAAGCUGCUGGGUCCAGGAAUUAGUCUAGAUGCAAAGAACUCCAAAGAUACUAAUGCUGCCAUGCUUCGAUGGUGGUCAUUGCUGGAAAAGUAUAGCUGCAAAUCUUCUAAGCUCCACUUGAAGCCUCGAAGGCUUAAGAUAUUUGUAGAAGCUUUGGAGCACCAACUAUUGAAGGAUCGCAAAAAAAAUAUCAGGAAGCAACCUUCUCAAGGGGACAAUUGUCUAUCUACAUCUCCAACCACUGUUUUGCUUCACAGUAAAACACCAGGAAAUGAUACUAACUUGGUUAAGCUUGUUACUGUUGAUAACCAAAGCAUCCAAAAAGUAGGAUCUGGAAAAGGAUCUUCCUUGAAGCGCAAUGUAAAUACAGGCAUAAACCGUAGCAACAACAAAGGUCACUCAUCAACUUCUAAAACAAGACAACGCAGGAAAACAGGUGCCUCUCCAGCUGCAUACAAAAGAUGGGAAAAAGCAGCUAUGGCUGGGGUUUCCUUGGUCGCAGAUGCUGCUGAGCAUUUGGAGCGAGAAACUGCCAACCAAAAGGAUUCUCAGGCACAAAGAUUUUUGAACGAGUCAUUUUCUGGGCCAGUGGUUCUUUCCAAUGCACAAACGGAUGCUGCUCCUCUUGUCCCCACAUUGCCUGUGUUAACUUCUUCAGCACCUCAAGUUAUAGAUGGCAAUGCACAACAAUCUCUGAAGCUAAAGCUCCAAUUGUUUCCAAUUGAUGAAGUUACUCGAAAGGCCUUGGAAAAGGAUGAACAUAAUCCUUACUUGGAGCUCACUCUAAGUGGCCGGAAGAAGAUAUCUUCAGUUCUGGAACAUCUCAACCGUAAGUGGGGCAAUUCAAGUAUAGCAUCAGGGGAUCUGAUUCUUUUCCCAUACAGUGUACAGAGGGAGAAUCUAGUUGGUUAUCCAAGAUGGAAGCAGGACACUGUUGCCAGUGCAGCAGAUGUAUAUGCAAUUAUAGGCAGCCCUCCAAUUUUUCGAUUGAGAUAUGGUUGGUUCUCUGAUACAGAACUUGACCGAACUUUUCAAGCAUCAACAACAUCUAACCAUGUUAGGGAAGAACCUGCACUAUCUACCAGUCACCUCGUAGAGUGCUUUAAGGAUCGGGUAACCUCGAUGACAGCAGAGACCUCUAUUCUACCCUCAUAUACUGACUGUUCCAAGGGCAUGACUGGAAAUACUGCAAUAGAUCCUGAUGGCAACCUCCCGGUGUCCUCAGUCAAUUCAUCCUGGUUCAGAAAGGAAAUUGGAGAUGGAAGUACAAGGAGACAAUGGGAAGAGGUGGACAAUUUGCGGAUGAGCAACAGUACACAAUUGUCAGCAGGAGAGUGGGCUGAUAGCCUAACCAACAUAAGCAUAGGAGAUCUACUCUCAGAAGCAUCUCGUGCUGCUGAUAACAACUGCACUGACCAACCUAUUUUGGGAAGUUUUCAGUAUCUUCAGCAGAUCCCAUUCAGCUGUGAUUCAUUUGAUGCAGCAAUUGCUGCUCAUAUAGGUGGUCAUAAAGAAAAAAUGGGCUUUCAAUCUACUCAGGUUUCCCAUGCAACAUCUCUCUGGGAUGCUGAAGAGACAUGUGAUGCCUUUGCAUUUCAAAAGAUUCGUGCUUUCAAUCAAGAGGUUCAGAGCCCAUCCAAAAUUGCUUCACUUGAGGCUUGCAGACAGAUUGCCAACACCAGUUCUACGAGUUUCAGGGGCUUGACCGAGGAGUUGCCUGAAGUACGGCCCAAGAGUUCUACUUGUGAAGGAGAUCCUUUAGAUAAUUGCCAGUCUGAUGUGGACAGCCCAGACAGCUCUGCAAAGGAACUCAUUCCAGAGAAUUCUGCAAAGGACCUCAGUCCAAAGAAUUCUUCAGAUGAUCUCGACGAGCUUACAGAUAUAUACUGGCCAGACUCUCUGGGACCAUUAGACUUGGAUAUACCUUCACCUAAGUACCAUAGACAAGAUCUGUUUAUUGGGGACAGUACUAGCUUCAGUGGAUUGAACCGUUUGAUAGCUAGCAGCCUAGAUGUAUUUCAGAACUGCUCAUUCUUUGGCUUGGACAAAGAGUCAUCGUCAACGGGUGAAGCUAGAACAAAUUCCUCUCUGUCGGAUUACAGGAUUGGUGGUGAAGUUUGAAAAGUUGACCAAUUUAACAGAUCAAACCACAGAAUUUGGAAGCCCAGUGCAACAGUGACAAGCAUGGCAACUUAAUUCUUCAUAGGAGAUUGAUGGCUCCAGAAGAUUAAAAUUUUCCCUCUUAAAUGCAUGAGCUAAUCAAUGGGACCUGGGAGGAAUAAGCAAGCUGAGAAAUUAAGAUUUUUCAAUGAAUGACUUGUCAAGAAUCUGUCCAUCCUGUAUAAAAACAGGAAUGAAAACUUCCUAGUCGGGUUUCUUUCUUGAAUCUUCACUUGUAUUGUUGUGUUCUUAUGCAUGGGAAUCCAUAGCAAAAAGACAAAAACUGUAUAUUUUAUCAAAAUUAAGUGUAUGGGCCUAUGGGGGAAGAUAAAUCCUGGGCUACAUGACUGGUUUCUAUUUGUUGGGUGGAAGACACAAAUGGACAUGCAUCUUGUAUAAACCAAAUGGUGAACCUCCGGCCAGUGGUGGGAGCUGUCAGGUGACUGGUCAGUCUUACAGUGAUGGUGUCCUAUUUGUAUGCAGCAGUUGGUGGUACAUCAUUUUCAAUCUUACACGGAUUAAUUAAGAAGUUUGAAAGAUGGGAAAAAACCUUGUAAACUAAUUAGUAAUCACAAUUGCCUGUUUUCAAGUUCGAUUUA